AGCGGCCUCAGGAUGCUCCAAACAGUCCUAGCUGGGCACCGGGUCAUCAGGUACCGGAUCGUCUGGCUCGACAGCAGGCACCGGGUCAUCUGACGCUGGAUCGUCUGGCUCGACAGAGGGCAUCGGGUCACCAGGCAUGACAGCGGGCACUGGGUCAUCAGGCAUUGGAUCGUCUGGCUCGACAGCGGGCAUCGGGUCACCAGGCAUGACAGCGGGCACUGGGUCAUCAGGCAUUGGAUUGUCUGGCUCGACAGCGGGCAUCGGGUCACCAGGCCAUUUGGCUCGCCAGCGGGCACCGCGUCAUCUGGCAAGGCAGUGGGCACCGAGUCACCAGGCACGACAGUGGGCUCCAAGUCAACUGGCAUGACCGCGGGCACUGGGUCAGACAUUGGAUCGUCUGGCUCGACAGCGGGCAUCGGGUCACCAGGCAUCAGGUCAUUUGGCUCGACAGCGGGCACCGCGUCAUCUGGCAAGGCAGUGGGCACCGAGUCACCAAGCA
Molecule: messenger RNA, 499 nt
Organism: Staurois parvus
Lineage: Eukaryota; Metazoa; Chordata; Amphibia; Anura; Ranidae
Source: the annotation of a GenBank genome assembly